Messenger RNA from Dacryopinax primogenitus, 1614 nucleotides. RefSeq lists its product as uncharacterized. The coding region runs from base 1 to 1614 and encodes 537 amino acids. The record is from RefSeq and is a predicted model, not a curated record. The transcript has 4 exons. NCBI's taxonomy places the organism in Eukaryota, Fungi, Basidiomycota, Dacrymycetes, Dacrymycetales, Dacrymycetaceae.
AUGGGUGGUGCAAAUUGGACAGGCGGUCGCAUGAAUCUGGCAAAGGCGCGCUCCAAAGAUACAGAAAAUCGCCUCGAGAAGAAGCAUUUCGCAAAUCGAUCUUUACGACUGGCGCCAUCAUCCCUUCGGCCUGCAGCCUCCAACCCUGGCACAAUACGAGACGGGAUAAACUUAGCAGCAGCGAGGCGCGAGAGACAGCUUACCAAUCAUGAAUAUCAUAACGUUGUCAGGAAAGAAACGGCGAACGAAACUUGGCCAGCUGACGGUGGGUAUCGAAAACCACCGAGCUCCACCACCAGCACCGAUAGCCGUUCCAGCAAUUCCAAACGUCGAGUAGUUCAUUCCAAAGUCCUUGAUGCUCUAGAUGAACAGACAGUAUCACACGCGGAGCUUAGGAGACGCAUAUUGAAGGCACAAGAUCUGGCUGGCUUGACUACCGAGCCAAAGUCACAAAGGAGCCCAAGCAACUGCGCAACAUCUCGCAUGGCUCUUGAUACCCGAUUCGAUGGUCCUGCAGUCGGAACUCGCACACAGACAUCCUCGUCCCCAAGGCCAUUUCCGAUGACGCUGUCCACCCGUCCGGAUGCGCCUGCUCGGCAGUCUGCAUCUCUCCAAUCGCACGGGACUAUGUCUGAUCGUACUGCUGUUGGAUCUGAUUCGAAUUGCUCAGAUAUUUCGGAUGAACGAAAUGUUCCGACAAGAUCUCCUGUGGCGCAAGGUACAUUGCUGGCUGCGACUUCUCACUCUCGCACAUCUAUGAGCGUCGAGCUUGAUUCGACACCUCAUUUGUCAUCUUCCAGACCACCGAGUAUACUGGCUUCUCCGGACGGUCCUGUACUCCUGCAGCCUAAACCUAUGCGAGCACAAGCAAUCGGUCUCCGUCGCAUGCGCGAACUUGAGGACACUGCCAAUGCUCAGCUAUCUGGCACCACUAAGCGGCUUACAGAUAGCACGCGAGACGAUGUCUGUGUCAGAAAAUCUGAGUUUCGGACUCACUCUUCCUCGCCGUCCUCUGGUGGAGACUCGUCUGAAUCGUUAUCGAACCUACUUUUGACGCACAAUCCAUGGGAUGGCUUCGCGCGUGAGCUCGGCCUGUCGCCUCCUAGGUUCAAGCCGCAACUUCCUUGGUGCCUACCAGACUUACCCGAGAAUUGGCUUCCUGAAAACGCUGGUGUCGAUCUUCGUCUACUGCUGGAGGCGAACCAAGUGAGGAAGCGGUUGCCUGAACUGGCGUUUGACGACGAGUUGGAAGCAAUCCGCGCCUCGACUCUGAAUUCCUACGAUGCUGAAGCGACUGCACCAGGAGGACUGGAUUCAGCGGGCUAUCACGGGGAUCCAGAUACUGAGAUGACAUGGGUUGGAGAUGCUGAAAUAUUGCAACCUACGAAUACAGAGUAUGACUGUCAUCCUGCGCCAUCAGAGGGACGAGAGGAUUAUAUCAUGGAUCAAGCACUAUUCACGGAAAUAUUUGGGGAUGUCGACAACGUCUCAUUAGGAAAUGGUCUGCAGUUUGACCGAGGAUCGGACUUUGAUGCUCUCCUUCAAGAGCUCGACGAGCUAUCGACUGUGAGGGACCGUCCCGCUCCAUAUGACACUUGUGCGAGCCACUGGUAA